This is a messenger RNA of Brassica oleracea var. oleracea, 1498 nucleotides long. RefSeq names its product protein RAE1-like. Bases 253 to 1314 code for a protein of 353 amino acids. Gene Ontology annotation, biological process: RNA export from nucleus; transcription-dependent tethering of RNA polymerase II gene DNA at nuclear periphery. Gene Ontology annotation, cellular component: nuclear pore. The transcript has 11 exons. NCBI's taxonomy places the organism in Eukaryota, Viridiplantae, Streptophyta, Magnoliopsida, Brassicales, Brassicaceae. Gene Ontology annotation, molecular function: ubiquitin binding; RNA binding. The record is from RefSeq and is a predicted model, not a curated record.
AACUUGAGCGUCCGAUAAACGCUUAGCCGGACGUCCGACUGACGCAGGAGGAGACCUUCGUAAAUAAGGAUCCUUGUAGCCUUCCUUCUCAGACUCACUUCGAUUUCCCCCUCCUCUUCUGCGUGAUAAUGGCUACCUUUGGUGCGGCGGCGAACGCGAACACGAACCCUAAUAAAUCCUAUGAGCUUUAACAACCGUUUAGCGUUGUAGUAUCCUACUACUCAAAGGAAUCGUUUGUUUGCUUCCUUGUGGAUGUCUACGUUUAGCUUAUCUAUAUUAAAGGUAUGUCAAGUUCAAAUUUUCACACAAAAGGUUUCCCUGCAGGUUACUCCAUCACCCGCAGAUUCUAUCUCCAGCUUAAGUUUUAGUCCAAGAGCUGAUAUUCUUGUCGCCACUUCUUGGGACAAUCAGGUGAGAUGUUGGGAAAUAUCUCGUAGUGGAACCUCUCUAGCUAGUGCUCCUAAAGCAUCUAUAUCCCAUGAUCAGCCGGUCUUAUGUUCUGCUUGGAAAGAUGAUGGAAGCACAGUCUUUAGUGGAGGAUGUGAUAAGCAAGCCAAAAUGUGGCCCUUGUUGUCUGGUGGUCAACCUGUAACUGUUGCUAUACACGAUGCUCCUAUUGUGGACAUGGCCUGGAUCCCCGGAAUGAAUCUCCUCGUCACUGGAAGCUGGGAUAAGACAUUGAAAUAUUGGGAUACAAGGCAGCAAACUCCUGUGCAUACUCAACAGCUUCCAGAUAAAUGCUAUUCAUUGUCUGUGAAACAUCCGCUCUUGGUUGUCGGAACUGCAGAUAGGAAUCUCAUUGUCUUCAACUUGCAAAAUCCCCAGACCGAGUUCAAGAGAAUCGUGUCACCGCUGAAGUACCAGACGAGGUGUGUUACUGCCUUCCCUGAUCAGCAAGGCUUUUUGGUUGGUUCAAUUGAGGGGCGGGUUGGUGUUCAUCAUCUGGAUGAUUCUCAACAAAACAAAAACUUCACAUUCAAAUGCCACAGAGAUGGGAAUGAGAUCUAUUCUGUCAACGCUCUGAACUUCCACCCGGUACAUGGCACUUUUGCCACUGCUGGCUCAGAUGGGGCCUUCAAUUUCUGGGACAAGGAUAGUAAGCAAAGACUCAAGGCCAUGUCAAGGUGCAGUCAGCCAAUUCCUUGCAGUUCGUUUAAUCACGAUGGAUCUAUAUACGCAUAUGCGUCGUGCUAUGACUGGAACAAAGGUGCAGAGAAUCACAACCCGGCAACGGCGAAAAGCAGCAUUUUCUUGCACAUGCCACAGGAAAGCGAGGUUAAGGCGAAGCCAAGAGUAGCAGGCGGCAGAAAAUGAGAUUUGCUAAUUGAUUUUUAGUGUGUUUCUUCUUCUUCUUCUUCCCUUGAGUGGAUGAUUCUUUUGGACCCUUCUCUUUCUUUCCCCUCAAGUAAAUCAAAAUCCUCCGGCUGUCUUAGAUGUUUCCGGUUUGGAAUUAUUUUUGUCUAAGUACUCUCUAAUACAAUGAAAUUUUUUUCUACAA